Hibiscus syriacus is the source of this 511-nucleotide messenger RNA. RefSeq names its product ADP-ribosylation factor GTPase-activating protein AGD5-like. Bases 5 to 289 code for a protein of 94 amino acids. Gene Ontology annotation, molecular function: GTPase activator activity. The record is from RefSeq and is a predicted model, not a curated record. Lineage: Eukaryota; Viridiplantae; Streptophyta; Magnoliopsida; Malvales; Malvaceae. The transcript is spliced from 3 exons.
AAACAUGGGCUACCAAAUCCCUGGAAUGAUAAUGAUCGUUGCUGGGCAGGCUGAUCUGCAGAAACUCAUGCAGGCUAUGAGUAUGGGACAGACACAAGUGGCAAGCUCUGCUGCAUAUCCAUCAACCAGCUUUUAUGCACUAGGACAAGUUACCCUAGCAAAUGGUGUUGCUACAACGGGAGCAAGCAAGCCCCAUUCAGCUUCCCCAGUUCCAUCAGCGAAUUAUUCGCAAUCGGGUAAGGAUUAUGAUUUUUCGUCAUUGACGCAAGGGAUGUUCACAAAACAAUGAUCCGGGCCCCCCUUUGACGAUCUCUGGCUUUGUCAUUACUAUACCAAAAUAUUCAUUUUUACAAGAAUUGAGAGAUUUUUUUUAGGGGGGGGGGUGUUAGAGGGGAUUGUAACCAAGCUGUAGAUGCAGUUUCAUAUCAUUUUGUUUUCACCAUAACUGAGGACUUAAUUUAUAUGAGUAGAUUUAUGCCAAUACUUCAAUAAAAAUGUGUUUAGAUUGAAU